AUGUUGCUGAACAACUUCCCUGUUGAGUGGAUGCUGCGUAUUAUUGGCGAAUGUUCAGCACCUCAAACUGUAGUUCAACACUUUGCUGCCUGGGUCAACUACUACAAUCGGGCAGAUGAGUUGACCUUCUACAAUGACGAAUAUGACGAUCACGUGGCUCCGCAGUAUCCACCAAAGCCUCAAAGGCGCCCUACUACAGAGACACCUGAUGACUACAAAGCCCGCAUAGGGCAAUGGGAGGUUGAGAAGGCACAGGAAGCACAUAUAACCAAGCCUGGCAACGCUAUGAGGGCGUCAUACUACGUGGAGAAGAUUCUGCCAUCAUACCGUGAGGCAUACUCCUUGUUGGUAGCUUGCUCUGACCUAUUACGUGCUGAUGUACCCAUACAACAACGACACACAGUAUACAAGCAUGGGCGUGGUGUAGUAACGCUGCCACAUCCAGCCAACUCACCUGAUCUCAACCCUAUUGAAGGCAUCUGGAAUAUCAUCAAGGAACGUGUCAAACAGCAGCUCAUCACUAUUAAUAGUAUUGCAGAGCUAAAGGCAGCACUACAGCACGAGUGGAAGCAAAUCCGACAAGAGAUGGUGCAGGAGCGCGUGAAUGAAAUAUCCUACCGUUGUAGGCAGGUGUUUCAGCACCCCAAUGUUUGGGUCAAAAUUGACCUCUGGUAUCUUAUCAACACUACAAAAAUCAAUUGGAAUAGUAUUCUCUAGCAUC
Messenger RNA from Macroventuria anomochaeta, 721 nucleotides. RefSeq lists its product as uncharacterized. Gene Ontology annotation, molecular function: nucleic acid binding. The coding region runs from base 1 to 717 and encodes 238 amino acids. The record is from RefSeq and is a predicted model, not a curated record. The transcript is spliced from 2 exons. NCBI's taxonomy places the organism in Eukaryota, Fungi, Ascomycota, Dothideomycetes, Pleosporales, Didymellaceae.